Molecule: messenger RNA, 570 nt
Organism: Aplysia californica (California sea hare)
Lineage: Eukaryota; Metazoa; Mollusca; Gastropoda; Aplysiida; Aplysiidae
Product: antistasin
Exons: 4
Coding region: 177-470 (97 amino acids)
Molecular function (GO): serine-type endopeptidase inhibitor activity
Source: RefSeq, a predicted model, not a curated record
UUAACAGAUUGCGAUAACACUAAAUCUUAACUAACAGCAGGCACCAACUCUGGGGUGACCAGACAUGGUCAGUUUCUGAAACUGCCAAUUGUGUGUUAGUACUCAGAGAAAAGGACAGAUACAAGCAGGAAGAAACUUUCUCCACUCAGAAGCGAUUUCAACUUGUAUCUGCCGAGAUGAAAAGUCUGAUGUGUGUUAUCUUCACUUUGCUGGCCCUGGCAGCCGCCAGCCCCACAGACAGCCGCCGUCAGAUCGGUAUCUGUGUCGAGGAGUGUAGCCUGACCCUUCACGCCCUGGGCGCCAGCAGCUGUCCAACCGGUACUGCCUGCAUGUCCAACGGCUGUGGACACACGUGUCAGGCGGUCGCUACAGCUAAGCCAGCCCCCUGCUCCGGACUUCUGUGCCUCAUGUACUGUGAGAAAGGCUUUCAAGUGGACCAAAACGGCUGUCCAAUUUGCCGAUGCGCCUGAGAUCGGAAGUCGUUUGUGGAUUUUUCAAAAACAGAUUUCCUUUCUAACACUCCCAUUUUCAAAUAAAGUAUGAAUAAACAUACCUUGUCUGGGCAAUGAU